Molecule: messenger RNA, 817 nt
Organism: Theileria parva strain Muguga
Lineage: Eukaryota; Apicomplexa; Aconoidasida; Piroplasmida; Theileriidae
Product: SHS2 domain found in N terminus of Rpb7p/Rpc25p/MJ0397 family protein
Exons: 5
Coding region: 79-795 (238 amino acids)
Biological process (GO): DNA-templated transcription
Source: RefSeq, a predicted model, not a curated record
UUCUGAUUUCACAUUAUAUUAAUUUGUAAAAUAUUUUAAAUUUGUGUGUUAAAAUUUCAUGUUCAUGUAUGAAGAUGAAUGGCGCAGUUUUCCUGGAAAGUCAUAGAAUCUAAGCCUGCCUCCUUACACAGCGUAUUAGAGUCUGUUGAAAAGUGUAAUAAUGAUAUAUCACUGUGUUUACACUCAUCGUCGCAUAAAACAAGAAUACUAUCUCAACUUGAGACGUUUUUACAAUCCGUCAGGGAAAUAUCUGAAGAUCCCUCCUUCAAACAAUAUAUUGAAACCCUUCCUUCCCUGGAGUUUUUAAAAACAACGGGAGUGGUUCAGAUCCACCCAUCGUAUUUGGGAAAUGUAAACAGUGGUAUUUACGCUUAUUUAUCAAAUUUUCUGAUGCAUUACAAUGACGAUUUUUCUGGAGUAUGGAUCAGUUGUGGAGAUAUUGUUCCUCUGGAUUCACUCGGGUAUCUUACUACAGGAGACUACCAGGGCCUAGUUUCUCUCAGAAUAUCACUUAGGGUGUUGGCUUUUAUUCCAAAGUUAGAUGUUAUUAUAGGGAAGAUAAGUCGGAUAAGGCCUAGAAGCAUUUCAGUUUUAGCUUACGGAAUAUUUAACGUUUCAGUGAAGCCUGAAAAUCUGCCAGAAAUUAAACAGGAAAACAGUGAGUAUAGUUUGGUUUGUAAUGGAAAGACUGUAUCGGAGAACGCGUUGCUGACUUUACAGCUCAUCGGUGUAAAUGUAUUAAAAAGGAACAAAUGGCUAAACUUGUCUGCAAAAUUACAUAAUGUAACGGAGUGAAUAUAUUACUUAAGAGCUGAAA